This is a messenger RNA of Manis pentadactyla (Chinese pangolin), 3563 nucleotides long. It is a transcript of the gene IRAG1, whose product is annotated as inositol 1,4,5-triphosphate receptor associated 1. The transcript has 21 exons. The coding region runs from base 291 to 3023 and encodes 910 amino acids. The record is from RefSeq and is a predicted model, not a curated record. Lineage: Eukaryota; Metazoa; Chordata; Mammalia; Pholidota; Manidae.
CUGUCUGGUCAGGACAGUGGCCAGUGGCAUGGGCUGCCUAUGGGCACUGCCCUCAGCCAUAUGGGGGCUGGGAGGGGCCCUGGGGGAGUUGCUGCCUGGCAGGCCCAGCCUGCUCUGAGCCCUGGGACCGGCCUGGUAGCUGCUCCUGCUGUUAGCCCUGGGCGGGCCAGAGGGGGCUCCCUGAGGAGCUCUGGGCUCUAAGUCCCAGCCCCUCUUGGAGGAGGCGGGCGGCUAAGGCUCAGCAACCAGAGGCUUCUCAGCUCUGAAGCCAGAUGUAACAUUGACCUUAAAUGGUAAAAGCUCCCCAGAGUGAAGAGAGGCUGGCCAGAGGAGGAAAGGGGACUAACUCAGUUUUAGCCUGCGGAGCCCAGGCCUCUUGGAGCAUCUUUGGGGCUGACGCAGAGGAAGUUCCAGGCACACGUGGCCACUCCCGCCAGGAGGCUGCCAUGCCCCACAUUCCUGAGGAUGAGGAGCCCCCCGGAGAGCCACAGGCAGCCCAGAGCCCUGCCAGCCAAGGCCCUCCCACUGCAGGAAUACGUUGCAGUCCACCCACCAUUGUCCUGAGUGGGGAUGUCAGUUCACUGGAAGGAGAAACUGACAAAAACCUGGCCAACAGAGCUCACAGUCCCCACAAGCGGAUUUCUCACCGACAUUUGAAGGUCUCCACUACUUCACUGACUUCUGUAGAUCCUUUGGGCCAUGUCAUUGACCUGGUAAAAGACCAGCUACCAGACAUCAGCAUCUCAGAGGAGGACAAGCAGAAAAACCUGGCGCUGCUGAAAGAAGCCAAGUCAGUGAGUGAGCGAUUCCUUACCCGCCGUGGGAGGAAGUCCAGGAGUGGCCCCGGAGACUCUCCAUCAGCUGUUUGCCCGAACCUCAGCCCCGGAUCUUCUGCACCCUCUCAGAGCAACUCACUCACCAUCCCUACACCACCCGGUUUGGAUGCAUGCAGUGGCCCACAGUCCUCUCUCCCUGGAGCCCCACCACAGCAGAAGGGGGAUGAGGCCGAAGUCCCUUCACUUCACCUUGGCGAGACUAAUGUCCCCAAAGGGCUAACUGACUGGAAACAGAAUGACCAGAGGAAAGUGUCUCAGGGCAGGUUGACUCCUCGGUCUCCCACAGUUGAGAAGUCCAAAGAGAUUUCAAUAGAACAAAAGGAAAACUUCGAUCCCCUUCAGAUCCCUGAGGCCACAUCCAAGGACCCAGCUUCUGGCACAAGCAGUGGUGGAAAAAUGGCCCUGAACAGCCCUCAACCAGGCCCUGCAGAGAAAGAGCUGGGGAAGCCACUUCUGAAGACAGGCAGGGAGGGCAACCCUUUGCCGAGAAGUCCAGACCUGGGCUCUGGAGGGGCGGCUCCCCCGGCCCCCCAGGGAAAAGGCACAGCUGGAGAACCAACAGGGUCCAGGGUUGGCUCCAAAGCUGAGCUUUGGCCCCCUGUGGCCCGGCCGCCCCUGCUUCGGGGGGUCUCCUGGGACAGUGGCCCUGAAGAACCUGGCCCCCGGCUGCAGAAAGUGCUUGCCAAGUUGCCACUGGCAGAGGAAGAGAAGUGUUUUUCAGGCAAAGCUAGCAGCAAGCUGGCCAAGGCACCUGGACUCAAAGACUUUCAGAUACAGGUGCAGCCAGUGCGGAUGCAGAAACUGACCAAGCUCCGAGAGGAGCAUAUCCUGAUAAGAAAUCAGAACUUAGUGGGGCUCAAGCUUCCAGACCUUAGUGAAGCAGCUGAGCAGGAAAAAGGGCUCCCUUCUGAACUCACACCAGCUACUGAGGAAGAAGAGUCAAAAAGUGGCUUGGACGUGAUGCCCAAUAUUUCUGAUGUGCUGCUGCGAAAACUGCGGGUUCACAAGUCUCUCCCUGGAAGUGCCCCUCCACUCACUGAAAAGGAAGUUGAGAACGUGUUUGUACAACUGUCCUUGGCCUUUAGAAAUGACAGUUAUACCCUGGAAUCUAGAAUUAACCAGGCUGAAAGGGAACGCAACCUGACAGAGGAGAACACAGAAAAGGAACUGGAAAACUUCAAAGCUUCCAUUACGUCCUCAGCUUCACUCUGGCACCACUGUGAGCACCGAGAGACCUACCAGAAGCUGCUGGAGGACAUUUCUGUCUUGCACCGCCUGUCUGCCCGCCUCUCCAGCCGAGCUGAGAUGGUUGGGGCUGUCCGCCAGGAGAAGCGCAUGUCAAAGGCAACAGAGGUGAUGAUGCAGUAUGUGGAGAAUCUGAAGAGGACAUAUGAGAAAGACCAUGCAGAGCUCAUGGAGUUUAAAAAACUUGCAAAUCAGAAUUCAAGUCGUACCUGUGGCCCCUCUGAAGACGGGGUCCCUCGCACAGUGCGGUCCAUGUCCCUCACUAUGGCAAAGAACAUGCCCCGCCGAAGGGUCAGCGUUGCUGUGGUUCCCAAAUUUAAUGCCCUGAACCUGCCCAGCCAGUCUCCCAGCUCAACACCCAUUUCUUCCUUACCAGCCCUGUCGGAAUCACACAAUGGGAAAGGCAACCUACCUGCCACCUCUGCACUGCCUGCACUUUUGGAAAAUGGAAAGACAAAUGGGGACCCAGAUUGUGAAGCUUCUGCUCCCAUGCCAACUUCAAGCUGCCUGGAGGAGAUUAGCCAGAAGACCAAGGCCAGGAUGGAGGAAGAAGCAUACAAUAAGGGAUACCAGGAAGGUCUAAAGAAGACCAAAGAGCUUCAGGACCUGAAGGAAGAGGAGGAAGAACGAAAGAGUGAGAAUCCUGAGGAGCCUGAAGAGACAGAACUUGAGGAAGAUGAAAAAGAUGGGAGAAGGAGCAAAUUUGAAGAAUUGGUUCAUUUCUUACAAGUCAUGUAUCCCAAACUGUGUCAGCACUGGCAAGUCAUCUGGAUGAUGGCCACAGCUAUACUGGUCUUGACUGUUGUGCUGGGGCUCUACAAGUCCUAUAACUCUUGUGUGGAGCAAGCAGAUGGGUCCCUUGGGAGAUCCACUUGCUCAGCAGCCCAGAGGGACUCCUGGUGGAGCUCAGGACUCCAGCAUGAGCAGCCCACAGAGCAGUAGGAAAUCCGAUACCCAGCUGGUGCCCUCCUCCAGCACACAGCUGACUGCCCUUUUCCCAAGCAUAGUGUGUCAAGCCAGGCAUGGGCACACUACCGCCUGCCCAUCAGGAAAUAAGCAGGGGUUCUUUCGCACUUGGCACCCCUGUGUGAGCUAUUCAUACACAGUAACUGAUGUUCUUGGAGGAUUAACAAAACUGCCCUGGGAAAGCAUCUGCUGGAUGAAGAAGUCACCUUCCCCAAGGAACUCUAAUGAAAGGGAAGGUCGCCUGCCCCUAGCUCAGGUGGCCAGGAGAAAUAAGACACCUUCACUGCUGGGACAGUAAGAAACACUCUCCUCUUUUUCCUCUCAGCAACUGAAAAUCAGGAAGAAUUGUGCCCAAAGGCUAAUUCUGCCCCCAAGGAUCAGACCUGGAAUUUGGAGUUGCAACAUGAAUAUCUUCCCAUUUCCCAUCUCAUUCUCACUGACUCUCCUUCAGCCUCCCCCUCUCCCCUUUGGAAUCAAAGUUUCUCUUUAUAGAAGUAGUAAAGGUUUCUAGAAAAA